This is a messenger RNA of Lactuca saligna, 551 nucleotides long. The record is from the annotation of a GenBank genome assembly. NCBI's taxonomy places the organism in Eukaryota, Viridiplantae, Streptophyta, Magnoliopsida, Asterales, Asteraceae.
AUGAUCCGGUUACCUGAUGAUAUGUUCCCUUACCGUGUCCCUGUAACAACAACAAAAUCCCAGAAAAACCUACUCCCAACAGCUCACACUGAAUGCAAAGUCAACAUUGACCAGCCUGAUCCAAAUCAUGAAAAAGCAUGUACUAUACCUGAUAAAGAGAUUAAGGAACAUGAUGUACAUGCUCAAAUGCUUUGUCUUCGUGAGAAGGUGAAGGAAAGAUUGAGCAACUCAGAUGAUUACCAGUCAUUUUUGAAGUGCAUUGCAGAGUAUUGCACAAAGAGUAUUACUCGGCCACAAUUGCAAUCAAGGGUAAAUAGUUUGCUUGGAGUAUAUCUGGAUAUUGUGGAAGAAGCCAAUGAGUUUAUAGAUCACAGUGAAAAGACAAGAUCCUUAUGGAGUCAUGGACAUUUACCUGGAGUAAUACAGGGUAAUAACGAGGUUAAAGAUGGAAAUUCUGAUGAAGAUGAAAUUGAAAAGAAUAGUUCGGCCAUCAAGGAGAACUAUCAAAAAAAAAUCAAUUCAAGAACUUGACCUUUCUGACUAUGAAUGUU